Rotaria sp. Silwood1 is the source of this 642-nucleotide messenger RNA. The record is from the annotation of a GenBank genome assembly. NCBI's taxonomy places the organism in Eukaryota, Metazoa, Rotifera, Eurotatoria, Philodinida, Philodinidae.
AUGCAUCAAAGUAGUCUGAAAUUUAUUCAGGAAGCUAACCGAAGAAAUUCAAUUGCACCUCUCAUCACACUUUAUUCUAGUGAAGAAGCUGGAUUGUAUCGGCCACUCAAUCAACAAUUGGCCAGUUCACCAAGCGGAGCUCAAACUAGCCCACAUCUGUGCGAUCGAUUCGUCAUGGAAUUUUAUCUCAAACGAAAAGAACUCAAACAACGAGCAUUCACUGGUACUAUUUAUCGUGGUGCUACACUUUCUGUUGAUGAUGUCGCUGUUUAUGAGUCGGCUCUAAAAAAUGAUUCUACAGCUGUACUUGGUCUCAAAGCAUUCACAUCAACAUCGAUCGAUCCACUUAUUGCUCUUAGUUUUGCUAUGAAAACUCCCAUUGGUGAAGGACAGAAGCAUGUACUCUUUGUUUUCGAGAUCAAUAAAGUCUCAUCAACAAUCUUUGCCAUAGAAGAUAUUUCUAUUUAUGGACAAGAGCGAGAAGUACUCAUUUUACCUGGCUCGCUCUUCGUGGUUACUGAUAUUCAAGAAAAUACUGAGCUCCAAAUUACACAGAUUGUUUUACGUCAUUGGAAAGUCUCUUUUUCAUUCAUGACCAAAUUAAAACAAACAUUUCGAUCGGGUAAAAAAAGUGUCAUCUGA